GUUUGAUGAGGUAAUAAUUCCACUAAUUCCACUAAUUCCACUAAUUCCACUAAUUCCACUAAUUUUCACUAAUUCCCCACACUUCAGCUGUCACCUUGCUUUGUUGGUCCUGUGCACGGUCAGUAAGACAUACACCCCUGAUUCUCACAGAAAACAACCCAACCUUUUUUCUAUGAAAGAGGCACUGUUUUAACAACCCAUUACAAUGUCGUCGUCAACUGGUUUGAGCCGUAUGCGCUCACUGCGCAAGCCUACUUCCGGAAGCAAUGAAUCAACCCAAAGAACUCAAAAGGAUGGCCCUUCAACUCGAAAUAGUGAGCUUAGGACCACCUCUCCCAGCCGACUACCGGUGAAGCCAACCAUGACAACACGAUCAGCCGCUGCAGCCACCUCGUCCACCACCGCCACCCGAAUUAGAACGGCGAGCUCUACCACUACAGGAACUACCACAGGAAGAUCGGUGUCGGGUGGUUAUAGUAGGACUACACGUCCAGAUAGUACUAGCAAUCCUGCACCGAGACCUCUUGGCAGAGCCGCUUCUACACGCCAAGCACCAUCUUCCUCAACAGCAACAACCACCCGUUCCGCUGCCGCCUCCGCCUCCGCCGCCACCACUACCACCACGAGCACCGGGCGACCGCGAUCAUCAGGGGGCCCCCCUCCUGUAGCUUCCAAUCGAGGAGGAACAACAGCGAGCCAUUCACGCUCUAAAUCUACCGUAACAAGCCUAACAGCUGCAACGACCCUGCGCCCAGUAUCCCAAGUAUCUUCCUCUUCUUCUGGCCGCACAAGUCCCCCAGCAAGCACAAUCACAACCGCAAGCUCCAAGACAGGAAUCUCGAAGCCGUUAACGCGAUCACAAACGCAUGCGCGUGCGAAAUCCCACUCUGUCAGCACUAACAAUAAUACCACCGCCGCACAACCCCCGACAACACAUACCAGCCGGCCCGCUUUCAACAACCACCAGCAGCAUUACAGCCCCGCCAAAUCUUUAGCUCCCAAACCCCUUACUUCGACCUUCCUUGCGCCCCCCACCCCCUCCAAGCUACCCGCCAAUGUUGCCAUCUCCGCCGAAACGAGUCGUCUACAAACGGAGCUCCUCCAGCUAUCCCUCCUGCACCGCGACGCCCCCGCCGUCGACGCCGAGUGGCAUGCCAGUGCACGCCAGAAGCUCGGGACCCGCUUUUCACGGCUAGCCAACGACAACGAUGCAUUACUCAGUCUCGAGAGAUCAGGUGUCGAAGCACGAAACAUAGCCGCACUCGUGCGGUGGGGUAGCAAAGGGCUAAGCUUGGAAGAGAAGGUACAAAUCUUAGACGAGGUACUGAACGGCGUCUGGCAGCUCGGUGAGCCUGGCGGGCGAUACCAACGCGUGGCCGCCGGGUUCGAGGCCUGGGCCUCGCGAAUGGCGGAAGUCAUCGCAGCCCAGCGAAGCGGCGACGUAGACGCCCUCGUCGACGGCGACGACGUGCGGUUCCUCGCCGACCUCGACCGCGGCUGGAAGCACGACUGCGCCUACCUCCUACGGAAACUCGAGGGCUGGCGGAGCUCGCUAGACGAUCUCGACUCCUCCGACCCCGACCUAGACCUAGACCCAGACUCAGGCCUCGCCCGCAUGCUCGACGGCAGCCGCUCCCUCGUCCACGACAUGCUGGCCGAGCUCGCCGUGAUGCAGCGCAUCGAGCGCGACGCCGCCCGCGCCGAGGACGACUGGAUCGAGCGCAUGAACCGCGCCAUCGAGGACGAGGACGACGAUACCCCCGCCGCUAGGGCGUACGUGCCGCUCUGGAAGCUGGCUUUGUAGCAUUAGUUAGUAUAUUAGUAAACGGCAACUGGUAAAUAGUAAAGUAGUGGUAGCAGCAGCAAGCAGAACAAACAAAUGAUCGGUACCUAUUGUUAUUUAUGCAUUUCCUACCGACAUACCUAGGUUAGGUAACCUAGAUCGCUUGAAAUGAUAUGAUGUACCUAUGUAAUAUAUCCUUCCUACCUACCUACCUAGGUAGCCUAGGUAGUCAUUCAAGUGUCAUUAAGCCGUAACAUUAGAAAUCUCGAGUCUGAUCUACAGUGCCCACAUACAUACAUAGUUACAUACAUAGUAAAAUAGUACG
This is a messenger RNA of Hypoxylon fragiforme, 2108 nucleotides long. RefSeq lists its product as uncharacterized. The transcript has a single exon. Bases 206 to 1804 code for a protein of 532 amino acids. The record is from RefSeq and is a predicted model, not a curated record. Lineage: Eukaryota; Fungi; Ascomycota; Sordariomycetes; Xylariales; Hypoxylaceae.